AUGGCAGCGAAAUCUGAUGGUCUGGGGGUCGUCACCGGUUUCGCCCAGCUGCACAACCUGGACGAGGCGGCGGGGAGCGGCGAGGAGGAUCGCGCGGAGGGCAGCUCUUUCCACAUCUGCCACUGCUGCAACACCUCGUCGUGCUACUGGGGCUGCCGGAGCGCCUGUCUGCGGUACCUCCUGGGCAAGGGGAAGGACGCCAGGCGCCCGGCGCAGGAGCAGCGCCUGUGGCUGGACUGCCUAUGGAUCAUCAUUGCUCUGCUGGUCUUUUUCUGGGACGUUGGGACGGACCUGUGGCUGGCCGUUGACUACUACUCCAAGCGGGACUACCUUUGGUUCGGGCUGACGCUGUUCUUCGUGCUGGUGCCGUCGGUGCUGGUCCAGAUCCUGAGCUUCAGGUGGUUCGUCCAGGAUUACACCGGGGGAGGGCUGGGGGCGGUGGAGGGGCUAAGCAGCCGGCGAGCCGCGGCCGGGUUGGGCACCGGAGCGCACGGGAAAGGCCGCUGCUGCCGGGUCUCGGUGUGGAUCUGGCAGACAGUCAUCCACAUCCUGCAGAUGGGGCAAGUAUGGAGGUAUAUCCGCACCAUGUACCUGGGCAUCCAGAGCCGGCGGCAGAAGGAGCACAGGAGGCGUUUCUAUUGGGCGAUGAUGUACGAGUACGCCGACGUCAACAUGCUGCGGCUGCUGGAGGCCUUCCUGGAGAGCGCCCCCCAGCUGGUCCUCCAGCUCUGCAUCAUGAUCCAGAGGAACCGGGCAGAGACACUGCAGUGCGUGUCCUCUCUGGGCUCCCUGCUCUCCCUGGCCUGGGUGCUGGCCUCGUACCACAAGCUGCUGCGCGACUCUCGGGACGACAAGAAGAGCAUGAGUUACCGCGGCGCCCUGAUCCACAUCUUCUGGCGCCUGUUCACCAUCUCGUCCCGCGUGCUCUCCUUCGCCCUGUUCGCCUCCGUGUUCCACCUGUACUUCGGCAUCUUCGUGGUGGCGCACUGGUGCGCCAUGGCCUUCUGGGUGAUCCACGGCGGCACCGACUUCUGCAUGUCCAAGUGGGAGGAGGUGCUGUUCAACAUGGUGGUGGGCAUCGUGUACGUGUUCUGCUGGUUCAGCGUGAAGGAGGGGCGCACGCGCUGGCGGAUGCUGGCGUACUACUCCCUGGUGCUGGCGGAGAACACGGCGCUGACGUGGCUGUGGUACGCGUACCGCGACCCGGCCACCACCGACGCGUACGCGGUGUCGGCGCUGUGCGGGGUCUACCUCACCUUCGCGUCCGGCCUGGUCUGCAUGCUGCUGUACUACGGGGCCCUCCACCCCGUGGGCCCCCGGCUGCAGCUGCUCACCAGCUCCUGCUGCGCCGAGCUGCUCUGGGGCCUGCCGCUGCCCCCCGAGGCCGAGCCCAUGGCCCCCACCCCCGGCCCGGGCCCCCGGGGGUCCCAGGCCACGCCCUCCCGCGCCUCCCUGGGGGACCACACCCAGGAGGAGGAGGAGGAGGAGCUGACGGCGGAAAGCUGCCUGCCCGUGUUCCAGGUGCGGUCCACGCCCCCCGCCACGCCGCGGGGGCGGGGGGCCCGGCCCGAGGGGCCCCUGAUUAAGAUCGACAUGCCUCGGAAACGCUACCCCGCCUGGGACGCGCACUUUGUGGACCGCCGUCUGCGCAGAACCAUAAACAUCCUGCAGUACGUCACGCCCAGCGCGGUCGGCAUCCGCUACCGCGACGGACCCCUACUGUACGAGCUGCUGCAGUACGAGUCCUCCCUCUGAGACCUCCCCCCAAGCUCUCUCUCCGCCUCUCCCCCUCUCUGUCUGUCCCCCUCUCUCUGUCUCUCUCCCUCUCCGCCUCUCCCUCUCUCUCUGCCUCUCCCCAUCUCCCUGUCUCUCCCUCUCUCUGUCUCUCUCCCUCUCCGCAUCUCCAUCUCUCUCCCUCUCUCUGUCUCACCUCCUCUCCGCCUCUCCCCAUCUCCCUGUCUCUCCCUCUCUCUGUCUCUCUCCCUUUCCGCAUCUCCA
Conger conger (European conger) is the source of this 1998-nucleotide messenger RNA. RefSeq names its product XK, Kell blood group complex subunit-related family, member 6b (gene xkr6b). Gene Ontology annotation, biological process: apoptotic process involved in development; engulfment of apoptotic cell; phosphatidylserine exposure on apoptotic cell surface. NCBI's taxonomy places the organism in Eukaryota, Metazoa, Chordata, Actinopteri, Anguilliformes, Congridae. Gene Ontology annotation, cellular component: plasma membrane. The record is from RefSeq and is a predicted model, not a curated record.